Molecule: messenger RNA, 516 nt
Organism: Aspergillus terreus NIH2624
Lineage: Eukaryota; Fungi; Ascomycota; Eurotiomycetes; Eurotiales; Aspergillaceae
Product: U6 snRNA-associated Sm-like protein LSm1
Exons: 4
Coding region: 1-516 (171 amino acids)
Biological process (GO): deadenylation-dependent decapping of nuclear-transcribed mRNA
Cellular component (GO): Lsm1-7-Pat1 complex; P-body
Molecular function (GO): RNA cap binding
Source: RefSeq, a predicted model, not a curated record
AUGGAGCGCCUCUCGCUGAACGACCAGCCCCCCGCCGGCGGCCAGCAGGGCCCUCCGCCGCAGCAGAACAACAUGCUCGGGCCCAUGUCGCAGGGCCCGCCGCAAUUGCCGCCGCAGAUGUUCACGACCGCAGCGCAGCUGCUAGAUCUGACUGAUAAGAAACUGGUGCUAGUGCUGCGUGACGGGCGCAAGUUGAUCGGCGUCCUGCGAAGCUGGGAUCAAUUCGCAAACCUCGUCCUGCAGGAUACCAUCGAGCGCAUGUACGCCGGAAACCUUUACGCGGAUAUUCCCCGGGGAAUUUUCCUCGUGCGUGGUGAGAAUGUGUUGCUUUUGGGUGAAAUUGACCUCGACAAAGAAGAUGACAUCCCCUCUCACGUCCAGAAAGCCUCAUUCCAAGAAGUCUUCGAGUUGAAGAAGAAGGAGGAAGCGAACCGGAAAACGGGCGACAAGAAGCGUCACGACAAGCUCCAGGGUCUCGGUUUCGAGCCGGAACAUAGUGGAGAGAUCUUAUUCUAG